Molecule: messenger RNA, 3680 nt
Organism: Motacilla alba alba
Lineage: Eukaryota; Metazoa; Chordata; Aves; Passeriformes; Motacillidae
Gene: UPF3A
Product: UPF3A regulator of nonsense mediated mRNA decay
Exons: 10
Coding region: 2129-3541 (470 amino acids)
Biological process (GO): nuclear-transcribed mRNA catabolic process, nonsense-mediated decay; positive regulation of translation
Cellular component (GO): cytoplasm; nucleolus
Molecular function (GO): telomeric repeat DNA binding
Source: RefSeq, a predicted model, not a curated record
CGCGCCGCUGCCGCAGGAGUCGCCGCGCCGCGACACGGACGCUCCGCCGAACCCGCCGCCGCCGCCGUCCUCGCUGCCGCCGCCGCUGCUUCACCCGGCGCCGGGGAAACAACGGGAGGAGAAGAAAACGGCGCUGAGCAAAAAUGGGAGUGUUCAUUGCCUGGAAUACUGGGAGACCCCCAGCGUCAGCGCUGGAAAUCAUUGCACCUUUAAUUAUGAAGUCAAGGCUGGCUAUUGCUGUGGCAAAGCAGUUUCUGUCAAGGGCAAGAGCACGUCUCUCUUCUCCGUCUUUAUUCGGGCAUUUUUCAUCUAAUACUUGCAGACUAUAGCAGGCUGUGCAGGGAUGUCACAGAGUCUCUCUGGCUGGAGACAUUCAAAACCCACCUGGACAUGUUCCUGUGACACCUGCUCUAGGUUACCCUGCCUUGGCAGGGGCGUUGGACCAGAGAUCCCUGGCAAUUCUGUGAGUCCUUGAGUACUGUGAGAUUUUUAUUUAUUCCCGGGUUGUUUUUUUUUAAUUUGAAAACUGAAGAACUGAAAAUGAGUAUAACUCAGAGCUCAAUAAAGUUAAAUUCAGAUAUUAAAGUACUCAGAAAUUAAAACAGGUUGCCUGAAGUUUGGUGGCCAUUUUACUGCUUUGUGUGCUGGCAUCAUUCAGCCAGAGGUUUCUACACAGUUUCCUGGCCUUUAUUAUUGGGCAGUUUAGCUGGGUGUAGUGGGUUGACUCUGGGUGGCUGCUCAGCCAGGUGCUCUUGCACUCCUCCCUCAGUGGGACCCAGGAAUAAAGUAUGAUGGUAAAAACAAAGUGUCAUCCCAGAAAAAACUGACACAGCUGUGGGAAGACCUCAUACCAACUUCUUACAGCUUUCUCACGAAGAUAAAUGGAGGGGCAGGCGCUGAUACUUUCUCUCUGGUUGCCAGUGACAGGAAGGAAUGGCACAAAGCUGUGUCUGGGGAGGUUUAGGUUGCAUAUAGAAAAAGGUUCUUCACCCAGCGGGUGAUUGGGAACUGGAACAGGCUUCCCAAGAAAAUAGUCAGCACUAAGCCUGACAGAGUUAAAGAAGCAUUUGGCCAAUGCUCUCAGGCACACACUGUGAUUCUUGGGGCAGGGCCAGGAGUGGGACUUCAAUGGUCCUUGUGGGUCCCUUCUAACUCAGGAUACAGUAUGGUUCUAACAUGGAGAGAAUUAAUUUACUUAAUGGCUAAUUAAAAAUUAGAGAAGACUGUUAAAAAAAAGAUUGCAACUGAAACACCUUCCCUCCUCCCCUCUCUCUUCCCAGGCUCAACCUCCUCUGCCUGGAAAUACUGCAGGAGGAUGAGGAAUGGGGGUUGCAGACAGGAUAUAACAGCUCCUCUCUGCUGCUCCGUCUUCCUUAACACUCCUUCCCUCCUCCGGCAUGGGGGACCUGACAUGGGACACAACGGGAUACAGUCCUUCAUGAAGUGCUGCAGGAGGGUCCCUCCCACAUGCUGCAGUUGUUCAUGACCUGCUGCAGCAUGAGUCUCCUUCAUGGGCUGCAGGCCUUCAGGAUAAACCUUCAUGAUAAACUAGAUAUAUCUAAUGUGGUCUCCUCUGCACAGGCUGCAGGACCCUUCAGGGCAUCUCCACUUGCUGUGGCAUGGGGUCCCCCCAUGGCUGCAGGUGGAUGUCUUCUCCACUGUAGUCCCUCAUGGCAUGUGGAGGGACAGUGUGCCUCACCAUGAUCUCCUUCAAGGGACUCUCUGGUGCUUGGAGCACCUCCUCCCCUCCUUGGCCUUUCCUGUUUGUCUGCAGGGCUGUGUCUUACCUUUUUUUUGCCCCUUACUCCUCUGUCUCACCUGCUGCUGUGCUGCCUUUCCUGUCCAUUCUUGAAUACCUUUCCCAGAGUCACCACUGACUUGGCUUAAGGGGCUCGGCUGUGCCCUGGAGUGGGGCCAUUGGAGCUGCUGCACUCUGCACUGGGCAGCCCCAGCAUCCUCUCAGAGGCUGCCCUGGAAAACCCCUGCCAGGAGCAACUGGUCACAGAGACCUAUUACUCUGAAAUACUGCUGUAACAAGACUUAAAAGCUAGUUUAAAUCAUUUUUUAGAGGUACUUUAAAAUUUUGAUGUAAUCAAUAUCUAAUUUUUAGGUUGAUGAUUAAAUUGCAAUGGUUCUCAGGCUGUUCAUCAGAAUAUGUCAAUUAUGCUACAGUUUCAAAACAAUUGCAGGAACUGAGUCAGGGAAUUUGGUGCCAUCUGUUUUUACAGUAUUUAGAUCAAAUAUAAAUCUCCAUUUCUUUUUAUAUAUGCAGGUGGUUAUUCGAAGGCUUCCUCCUUGUCUAACCAAGGAGCAACUGGAGGAACAGCUGCAUCCUCUACCUGCCCAUGAUUAUUUUGAGUUUUGCACUGCUGAUCCCAGCCUUUAUCCUCAUCUCUACUCAAGAGCAUACAUUAACUUUAGAAAUCCUGAGGACAUCCUUCUUUUUAGAGAUCGCUUUGAUGGCUAUGUCUUCAUUGAUAAUAAAGGUUUGGAAUAUCCUGCAGUGGUUGAGUUUGCUCCAUUUCAGAAGAUUUCAAAAAAGAAGCUGAAGAAGAAAGAUGCCAAAGCUGGGAGCAUUGAAGAUGAUCCAGAAUAUAGGAAAUUUUUAGAGAAUUAUUGUGCUGAUGAAGACAAGAUCUGUGCCAAUCCUGAGAUUCUUUUGGGAGAGAUUGAGGCCAAAACAAGGGAACUUAUUGCUAGAAGAACAACACCCCUUUUGGAAUAUAUUAAAAAUAGAAAAUUAGAAAAGCAGAGAAUACGAGAAGAGAAAAGAGAAGAACGAAGGCGGAGAGAAUUGGAGAAGAAACGUUUGCGGGAGGAAGAGAAAAGGAAGCGCAGAGAAGAAGAAAGACGUAAAAGAAAAGAAGUGGAGAAGCAAAAGAAGAUUUCUGAAAAAGAAAUAAGGAUCAAGCUUCUCAAGAAGCCUGAAAAGGGAGAUGAACUGGCCAGUGAAAAGCACAAAGAGAAAGGUGAAGAAGCUGACAUUGAGGAAAAUAAAUGGGAUAAAUCACCUGGAUCUGGGGGUACAAAAUCCAAAUCUUUGGAGAGUUCACUAAAAGAAAUUAAGGAAAAGUCACAAAAUGAUAGUGACAAAGAGCAAAGAGAUUUGGAGAGAAGAUUUCGAGAAAAAGAACCUGAAAGACAAAGGUAUCGAUUGGAUGAUGGCAGAAAGCAUAGAACUCACUAUGAGUUUGACAAGUUUAUGAGAAGGAAUGAAGAAGAGCUGAAAUGGGGGAAAGGAUACAACCAAGACAGAGGAAAGAAAGGGAACUACAACUACAGCUUCACUGUGGAGGCAGUAGACAAACUGGGUAAAGAGGACAAGUGUGAUGACAUGGCAUCCAAAAAGGAGCGCAUAAGAAAUAAGGAUCGUCCAGCCAUGCAGCUGUACCAGCCAGGAGCUCGCAUCCGAACACAUAUGGGACCUACAAGCAAAACCUAUGACUGCAGUGGGAAAUCCUUUGAAGAUGCUCUUGAUAAAAAGUAUGAGGCAGAUAAUUCAGCUGGAGCUAGUUCUGAAAAGAUUGAAGAAGCAGAAUAAAACAGUCUGGGGCAAAAGUCUUGUGAAAAAGAAUGAAUUUGAGAUUCAGCGUCGUCACAAAAAUUCAUUGGGCUAUUUCAGAACUCCACAGGCAACUGCAUCAACAAAAUAAUAAUAGCUCUGCCUCUUACUUUCUGUA